Molecule: messenger RNA, 2236 nt
Organism: Vitrella brassicaformis
Lineage: Eukaryota; Vitrellaceae
Source: the annotation of a GenBank genome assembly
AUGCCAGCCAAAUUGACUGACGCUGAGCGCAGUGAUGACGUCACGGUGACGAUGCUGGACGAGAAGAAGAUUCGUCGAAGGAUAAAGGGAUGGACAGAUAGAAAGGUACCCAGACAGAGAUACACAGACCAGCUCCUUUGUUCAGGGUGUGCAGAUGCACUCUGCCACAUUUUCGUUUCCCGCUUCUGAGUUUUCCCGCUUCUGAGUUUUGUAAAAGACACAACAAAUUAAAACGAGACAGAGGACACGAGCUGAGUGAACUUGCCGACGACGACGAGAAUCGCGACAUCAGAGCUCCCGCCCGCCCCCCACCCUCACAUCCCUCACAUCCAUCACAACCGUCACCGGCCUCUCUACCGGCCAAGGGCGCCACUGGCAGGUGCCGUCACUCGAGAGGGUGCACAUCAAGAGGCCGAGAAGCUGGGGCAUUUCGGGAGGGUGGGUGGAGCAGGAAACGUUGGGGGGGCUGGUGGCGUCGUCGCGGUGCCUGAAGCAGCUUCAGGUGGAAUGCACUGCUGAGGCUAUGGCUGAGUCGCUGAGGUGCAUCCCUGUGGCAGCUGCUGGCCAGCCGGGCCACCUGGUGCAACUCGAGGAGAUCGGGACCCUCAGCGUGUUGAGUGCCAGCGCUGAGAGUUUAAAGCGCCUUCAGGUGUGCGACGAGUCACACAAGACACACAAGAUCAGAGAGAGUGGGCGCGAGCUUGCUGCAUGUGAGUUUUGUCUCUGUGCACGCCGUCCUUGUCGACCGUGGCUGCCGCUCCAGCAAGAGGCUCUGCGUCAAGUUCGAGGACUCCGACAUCGACAGCAGCCUCUUCGCGCCCUGUCGACCAUUGAGGCUUUCACCCGCACCGUGUGUGUGAGGCCUGACAUCCCCGUCGACAUCAACGUCAGCUGCUACUUCGACCUUGGCCUUCUGUGUGAGGUCCCCACCCGCCCCGCCCCCUCAUUCUUCGUGCAGAAGCACAUCCAGCAGCUGGCCGCCAGAGCCCUCAGGGCGUCCUUUAGCCUUCGUCCCCGCCAUCUGCCCAGCCCUCUGGACACACCCAGCACCGCUGCCAGCGUUCUCGCGGAAUGUGGUGAUCACGGGGCCGCACGAUUGGGGACCUGACGCUGAUGCCGAGGAGCCCGACCCAGUUGUGCUGGACAGCAUGCCCGAGAACGCAUUCCCCGCCGCGUCGUCACUAUUCCUUUAUACCUGCAAGGGGCACGUGAUUGCGCGCAGGCUGCUGACCAAGAUGCCCGUCGUGAGGAGAAUCCAGCUGUUUUGUAGACACAACUCGACAGAGGAGCAAACGGUGGGUGUGCUGCAGACGGUGGGCGGGGAGGGGCAGCUGGAGUAUUUCGAUGUCAGAACCCUGACGGGUGUGGGUGAGGGGGGGCUUGGGUGGGGGGACAUAGCGGACAAGCUGCCGACCAUCUCAGCGCUGUUGAUUAUCGUACAAGGUGACCAAGUGACCAACAAUUAAUCGCCUCCAUACCUGCCGACUGACCACUCUGAUGUCGGCUGCCAUCUGUCUGUGUGUGUGCAGUGCCUGAGGCUUUACGCGGUAGCGAUGCCGCCGGCGAGUUCGGCAUUGCCUGCGUCAAGUCGCUGCUCAAGAUCCGAGGCAUCAACCGACUUCACUUCGGGCUGGACCAAGCUGGAGGAUAUAGUUUGAAGCGGCUGGUGGAGGAGCGGACUAAUGGCGACACCAAUCGAUGGGCUUGAGGGGCGGUAUUGCAUCGAGUGGGGCUGGGGGGAAGACUCGGAUUUCCUCAAUCUCGAACGGCUUGACGCCUAGGAGACGACGACAUAAGCGACACCUGGAUAGCAGAGCACCGGCCAGCGUGAGGGAGGGGGAGGUGGGAGCUGGCGGGCCGGCUGCUGACUUGUAGCUCAUUCGUUUCGUUUCAUUGUGGCCGCUGGCAGUAUGUACCGGUCGCUGCUUUUCGCUUGAGAGACACUGCCCGCCAGCGGCUAGAGGCGCUGUGGGCUGAGGGUGGUCACGGUUUGUAUACAUGUGCGUCGGUCACGUUUGUGUGUGUUCUCUCCAUGCAUCCAUCCAUUCACUCAUUCCACUAUCGUUAGUUGGCUGCGUAAUAUACACUUCCUCACUGCUGGGUGAUGGCGUUGCAUUCUUGAGUGUUGGCUGGUGUGUGACGAGAGGGACAGGGAGGGACAAGGAGGGAGGGAGGGGAGAUGCCCGCCUGCAUGGACGCAUAUGGGUGAAAUCAAUCGCGUUGUCGUGUCGAAGCC